Drosophila elegans is the source of this 409-nucleotide messenger RNA. RefSeq names its product probable DNA-directed RNA polymerases I and III subunit RPAC2 (gene l(2)37Cg). Gene Ontology annotation, molecular function: protein dimerization activity; DNA-directed RNA polymerase activity; DNA binding. The transcript has 2 exons. Bases 70 to 390 code for a protein of 106 amino acids. Gene Ontology annotation, cellular component: RNA polymerase I complex; RNA polymerase III complex. Lineage: Eukaryota; Metazoa; Arthropoda; Insecta; Diptera; Drosophilidae. The record is from RefSeq and is a predicted model, not a curated record. Gene Ontology annotation, biological process: DNA-templated transcription.
AUCGAUAGUCAAGUCGUGCCUCGCACGUUUUUUUGUAAACAACCGAAGAAAUAUUUAAAUUAUCACAAAAUGGGAGCAUUGGCAGAGCUGGCUGGCGAUGAGAAGAACGGCGAAGGCUCGCGGACUUUUGUGUUUAGCAACGAGGGACACACGCUGGGCAAUGCGCUGAAAACCAUUAUAGCCCGCUAUCCAGAGGUGGAUUUCUGUGGCUAUACCAUUCCCCAUCCCACCGAGCAGAUGUUGCACUUCCGCAUCCAAUCCCAUAGAGAUCGAGCCAUUGAUAUACUCAAGCGGGGACUGGAGGACUUGGAAGGACUAUGCGAUCACACAAUCGUUACUUUUGAAAAGGAGAUGUCUAACUUUAAUGCGGUGAAGGUGGAGAAUACAUAAGGAUUAUAUAUAGAGUAAA